Molecule: messenger RNA, 412 nt
Organism: Phytophthora sojae
Lineage: Eukaryota; Oomycota; Peronosporomycetes; Peronosporales; Peronosporaceae
Exons: 1
Coding region: 35-412 (125 amino acids)
Biological process (GO): rRNA (guanine-N7)-methylation; tRNA methylation; peptidyl-glutamine methylation
Molecular function (GO): protein heterodimerization activity
Source: RefSeq, a predicted model, not a curated record
GCAGCUGCCCGACCUGCGUACUCGCCCAGAAGCCAUGCGCCUCAUCACCCACAACCUGCUCAUGUGCAAUAAGAAGGGCGUCGAGAACGGCUACCCGCUGGCCAUCGAGGUCGCGGAGGUGGAGGUCGUGGCCUGCGCCUUCCAGGCCGCCUUUGUGCGCAAGAUGCUGACCAAGCUGGACUGGAGCGCCUUCCUCGCUGGCGCCAAGGCGCUCAAGCUUGCGGACGGACUGCCCGAGACGCUGCCGAGCUCCGAGGAGGGCGCGACGAACGAAGAGACGCUGCGCAAGAUCCACCACGCGCUGCUGGAGGUGCACGUGAAGCAGGGCAAGCUCGUGUGCCCGGAGUCCGGCCGCGCGUUCCCCAUCAUCGACGGCAUCCCCAACAUGCUCCUGAAUGAGGACGAGGUCUAA